UUUGCUUUCUCUUCCCCUCUGCCGAAAUGAAUCCUGAGUCUGUGAUUGCGAACGAGAGCCUUGGCCCAUAUCCAAUAUCCAUCCAACACCCGUCUCCGAACGUAGGGCUAUCAUUUGAAUUCGACACUGGCUGCCAAUUGCAGACUUGGCGGUGCUUCCGUAGGCCCUUCUCUUAUAUUUGUAUCCAUAACUUACUUUCGAUCCUUGUGUGAGAUGAUCGAAAGUUACACUAUAGGUGUUUCACGAACUGCCCCUAAGGUCAGAAGUAUUGGCAUCCUUAGAGAUGAACCCAACACCCGCGCGGAACACUGGCAGAACGACGGCAGCUCAGAUAAAAGUCAGAUGAAAGGGCCUCGUUCCCAUGAAUUAGCUGAAAGCAACAUUAGCAAAAGACAUCUGGCGUUGACAAACUUUGUUGGCGGUAGAAGAAGUAGGAGCAGGCCCGAGCAUCCGGCGAACGAGCACACGUGUAUGCACUACAUCUCAUAUGAUCGAUUCUCUGGGAGUCGAAUUUUCAGAAAACCGAUUCGCUCAGGGACUGCUUGUUGGAGAGUCUCAAUCCUCUUCGUAGCCACAAAACGACAUGUCCGAGGUAGUCGUCGUAAAUCACUGUCUCGUUCGACUUUCCCCACUCCGUGGUUGCAACAAAGUUUCCGUCAAUGACAACAAUGUGGAAGCUAUACUUUGAUGGGAAGCCUCAGAUAUGCACCAGAGCAACGUUGUUAGCACCGAAUCAUUCUCGCGGACCGUGAGCCUGCAUAAUUCUUUGU
Microdochium trichocladiopsis is the source of this 770-nucleotide messenger RNA. RefSeq lists its product as uncharacterized. The record is from RefSeq and is a predicted model, not a curated record. The transcript has 2 exons. NCBI's taxonomy places the organism in Eukaryota, Fungi, Ascomycota, Sordariomycetes, Xylariales, Microdochiaceae. The coding region runs from base 214 to 663 and encodes 149 amino acids.